Molecule: messenger RNA, 846 nt
Organism: Botrytis deweyae
Lineage: Eukaryota; Fungi; Ascomycota; Leotiomycetes; Helotiales; Sclerotiniaceae
Exons: 2
Coding region: 1-846 (281 amino acids)
Source: RefSeq, a predicted model, not a curated record
AUGCAUAUCAAUAUUUUGGUAUUGGCGGCUAGUCUUUGCACUGUGGUGCUUGCGAAUUAUCCAUCGGAUGAUAAUAAAGAUGCUGUCGCCGAUUAUCCAUUUGAUCCAAACCAGGCUGGUGUACCGGACGUUGCAUUGGAUGCAAGUCAGGCGGCUGUAGUCUCUGGCAUAGUCUCCAGUCUCUCUUCUCUCUCCACUGCUCUCAAUAUCCCAUCAUCCCUUGCCUCCGAACUUUCCAACAUUCCCACCUCGGCCUCAACCCUUGGAUACUCUCCAACAGGGGUUUCGCAGCUAGACGAACAACUUUCCGGUACCAACAAGCCGGACUGGUAUACCUCACUGUCUCCAGACGCAAAGUCCUAUGUCGAUAAUGCUGUAAGCAUACUAGAUAGUGUAUACAGUCUCGAGAGUAUCUUAACCACUGCCACUGCUUGGCCCACUACAACUGUUGGAGUAGUAGGCGGCACGACAGCAACCCCGCUUAGUACUUGGGAGUCAACAUGGGCGAGUAGUACAAAGUUUGACGAUUGGGGGUCGUCCUGGGCGAGUAGUACUGGGGGUGCCAGUUGGUACUCCUCAUGGACAACCAGUACCGGAGCUGACAGCUGGGACUCUUCAUGGGCGAGCAGUACCGGGGUCAAUGACUGGGAAUCAACAUCGCCAAGUGGUAUAAGCUCUAAGGCUGGAGAGUCAGUGUUUGGAAGUAGUACUGGCACUAAGGAUAGCACGGCGGCGCAGACGACAGGACCAAUUCAGUUGACUACCUCGAACGCGACGCCGAUUAUGUGCAAUUUGAGACUAGGCUUCGCAUUAGCAGUGGCUGUAGGGUUGAUUUGCGCAAUGUAA